CUGGUUCCUCGGCGGUCCGCGGCGGCGGCGGCGGCGGCGGAGGCGACAGCGACGGCGACAUGGAGAGCGGGGCCUACGGCGCGGCCAAGGCGGGCGGCUCCUUCGACCUGCGGCGUUACCUGACGCAGCCGCAGGUGGUGGUGCGCGCCGUGUGCGCGGUCUUCGCCUUGAUAGUGUUCUCCUGCAUCUUUGGCGAGGGCUACAGCAAUACCCACGACUCCAAACAGAGAUACUGUGUGUUCAACCGCAACGAGGACGCCUGCCGCUACGGCAGUGCCAUCGGGGUGCUCGCCUUCCUCGCCUGUGCCUUCUUCUUUGUGGUCGACGCCUAUUUCCCCCAGAUCAGCAAUGCCACUGACCGCAAGUACCUGGUCAUCGGCGACCUGCUCUUCUCAGCUCUCUGGACCUUCCUGUGGUUCGUUGGCUUCUGCUUCCUUACCAACCAGUGGGUGGCCACCAAGCCGGAAGAUGUGCUGGUGGGAGCCGACUCAGCCCGCGCAGCCAUCACCUUCAGUUUCUUUUCCAUCUUCUCCUGGGGUGUGCUGGCCUCUCUGGCCUACCAGCGCUACAAGGCCGGGGUGGACGACUUCAUCCAGAACUACGUGGACCCCACUCCAGACCCCAGCACGGCCUACACCUCCUACCCAGGCCCGCCUGCGGACAGCUACCAACAGCCGCCCUUUACCCAGAAUGCUGAGACCACCGAGGGCUACCAGCCACCCCCUGUGUACUGAGUUGCGGCGGGGAUGGUAAGGCGCGCAGGGAGGGUGCCUGGGGGGCACCCCUCCAUCCUGAACUCCUCCCACGAGGUUUGCCUCCUGGAGUUGCCAGGUCGUCUCAUCCAAAACGGUGCCUGCCAGAGCCACACGCAGCCUAGAGAGCCCCUGCCUCCCGUGCCCUGAAGUGCCCGUGCCCAAGGGCUGCCCCACCCCUCCUCAAGGGCACUUUUUAGAAAAGUGUUUUUAGCUAGACGUCUGUCAUUGCUUGUGAUGAUCCCCACCCCCCUGGAGUAGCCAGAAGUGCCUGACAUACUAUUCGCCAAGUGCCUUAGCUUCUCCCCGGCCCAGCCACGGUGGCUGCAGUGACUUGGGAUUCUCUGCCAAAGAUGAGACUGGGGGGUCUUCUACCUGCUCCGCGGCUGGUGCAGGGCUGGGGCGCCCUUCCUCUUCACUCAGGUUUGUUCCCGCCCCUGGCUCAGUUGUGCCCCCCGCCUGCCCUAGAGCAGGCAGCCCGUGCUCACUGCGUGUCUGCUCACUCGUGGAUCUGGAGUCACUACCCGAUGCCAGUGCCUCUGGGCCACCAUCCUGGUAGCCAUGGGGCAGGGCUGGUGCCCACCCCAGGGGACACUGGGCAGCACUUCCUGCUCUGUGCUCCCAUCCCCUGGCAGCAGGGAGGGGCUUUGCCCGACAGCACCCAGCUUUAUGUAUAUAUCCUGCCACUGUUAGGAGGUGUGGGGUGCACCCACAGCCCCCAGGCUGUUCUGAGUGUGUUAAAAAGCUUUGGGGGAAGACACAGGGCACCCUUGGGUUGUGUUAGACUGGUUUGAAGAUGGAAUAAAUGUUUUCUCAUUCAUAAA
Messenger RNA from Hipposideros armiger (great roundleaf bat), 1576 nucleotides. It is a transcript of the gene SYNGR2, whose product is annotated as synaptogyrin 2. Bases 60 to 734 code for a protein of 224 amino acids. Gene Ontology annotation, cellular component: neuromuscular junction; synaptic vesicle membrane. NCBI's taxonomy places the organism in Eukaryota, Metazoa, Chordata, Mammalia, Chiroptera, Hipposideridae. The transcript is spliced from 4 exons. The record is from RefSeq and is a predicted model, not a curated record.